This is a messenger RNA of Aspergillus oryzae RIB40, 1278 nucleotides long. Its product is annotated as type III PLP-dependent enzyme. The transcript is spliced from 3 exons. Gene Ontology annotation, molecular function: ornithine decarboxylase activity. Gene Ontology annotation, cellular component: cytoplasm. The record is from RefSeq and is a predicted model, not a curated record. Lineage: Eukaryota; Fungi; Ascomycota; Eurotiomycetes; Eurotiales; Aspergillaceae. The coding region runs from base 1 to 1278 and encodes 425 amino acids.
AUGCCAUACGCGACAGAGGAAACGUCUUCAGUAGCUUGGUUUCCAGAAGGGAAUCUUUGCCACAGCAAAACAUGCGGGCCACGAACAAAUGGCAUAGUUCUUGAAGCCAUGAAGGGGAAGCUAUCGCAGCCAUCGGAAUGGGACCGGUCUGAACCAUUUUGCGUGAUGGACCUUGGCUAUGUCUACAACGAGUAUCAGCGGUGGACGAGUCUCCUACCGGACGUGAAACCAUUCUACGCUGUCAAGUGCAAUCCGGAUACUCAUAUUAUCAAAGUUCUGAAUGCAAUGAAUAGCGGUUUUGAUUGCGCAUCUCGGAAUGAGAUGGAACUGGUGAUGUCGCAAGGAGUAGCACCAGAAAGAAUAAUCUUUGCAAACCCAUGCAAGAAAAUAUCCGACCUGGAAUAUGCUCAACAGUCCGGGGUAAGGAAAAUGACAUUCGAUAACGAGGCAGAACUGCAGAAAAUUCGUCAGCGGUUCCCGGAUGCUCAGUUAAUUCUGAGAUGUUUAGCAUCCGAUCCAUCUGCCACGUAUUCGUUGGGCUCCAAAUUUGGGGCAUCCUCAGCGACUUCGGUCAAACUUCUGCAAUGCGCGAAAUCCUGGGGCCUCUCUGUAGUAGGAGUGAGCUUCCAUAUUGGCUCGAAUGCAAAAGACCCAACUGCAUUUGACAAGGCCAUUCAAAAUUCCCGCGAAGUGUUCGACGCUGGGCUGCGUACCGGCCAUGACAUGCACCUGCUAGAUAUUGGGGGUGGUUUCUCAGCUCAUAACUUCGAUGCUAUGGCCAGCUCCAUCCGACAGUGUAUUGGUAAAUAUUUCUGCGGCAUUGAUGUUGAAAUCGUGGCCGAGCCCGGGCGUUACUUUGCGGCAGGCGCCCUGACAUUGGCUUGCGGAAUCAUUGGGCGGCGUGAUGCUGCUGCUAAUGAUGAGGACAAGGAAAAUCGACAUAUGCUCUACCUUAAUGAUGGUGUAUACGGUACUUUCAUCUGCAAUAUCUUUGAGCCCGGUCCGCAACCAAAGGUUCUUCGUGCAUCAGGAGACUUUUAUCCUCUGGACAGCGAGGACGAGUAUGAGAGAUACACCAUAUGGGGCCCAACGUGUGAUGGAACAGACUGCGUGGCCGAAUCUGUGGCCCUUCCAAAGUCACUCGCCAUUGAUGAUUGGCUCUAUUUUCCUGAGAUGGGUGCAUAUUCAACAUGUCUUUCAACUGGUUUUAAUGGAUUCCAUAGCGACAGAGAAACUAUAUACAUGUCUAGCGACCCUGCGGCGGACAUCUAUCUAUAG